Messenger RNA from Cydia pomonella (codling moth), 3644 nucleotides. It is a transcript of the gene uzip, whose product is annotated as protein unzipped. The transcript is spliced from 4 exons. The record is from RefSeq and is a predicted model, not a curated record. Lineage: Eukaryota; Metazoa; Arthropoda; Insecta; Lepidoptera; Tortricidae. Bases 318 to 1667 code for a protein of 449 amino acids.
GCGUUCCGCCAGUCGAGUGGAGACUCCGCACUGCGGCGGUACACUGAACGCUAACGCUCUUUACACUUACACAAUCAUUUACCGAUGUACCUCAUCUGUCACUUCUCAUCAAAGGAUCAGCAUUAGUAAUUGAACAUCAAGUGCUUCAGCGAAACAUCGCUAGUGUAGUGAGUGAUCGAAAACCCGCGAUUUGUGUUUUCUUAGAGGCUUCAUCUCAUCCCGGGCUUAUUGAGGCUGAUUCGUAUCAAAUCAAAUUACAGAUUCAGACUCUGCAAACGGGAAACUGGAAACAAUACCAUAAAUAAAAGAUUUUCAAAAUGAAGAAUAAGAAUAGAUUCUGCAUGGGGUCCUGGUUACUGGCACUGAUGGCCAUGUUGGCGGUACCCACCUUGGCUGACGAUGGCAUGGCCGGGAUAUAUAGGACUCAGUUUAAUACAGUGACCACAUCGAGCACACUCAAAUGGGCAAAUCUAAAGAAGGAGAAUAUGGAGAACUACGUCGUCGGAGCAAAAACAGACGAUGGGUCACCUGUUUAUAUAUGCCGAGCAAAUCAUGAUGGCGAUAUGUUGUUAGGACAUUUAGGGCCUGAAUAUACUAAGUGCGCAGUGUCUGAAACCAAAGCCUACGAUACUUUUGAAGUUCUCGAAAACAUUGAAAACUCGUCCCUCAUUGUAUGGAAUCAAUGGAAUAGGUUCAACCCAAGACCAGAUGGUGCUAUAGUUGUUAAUCCAUCUGAUAGUUCCGACCUCAUUGGCAGGGCCGAUAAUGUUGCCAGAAUCUCUUAUGGCCAGGACACGGGCCGUCUGAUAACAUUCGAUGAGCAAACUAAAGAUGAAGGCGAAGUUCUAAUUGAAAUUGAACCUGUAAGUUACAAACUGGAAAACGUUGUGCUGGAGGAAAAAGCAUCCAGACAGAAUGAUCCCCUCAUAUUCCGGGAAUUGGUUCUUUCAAAUGAAAAUGAUUAUCCUGCCACGGCAACUGAGGAAGUCGCAUACAAAUAUAACUACACCGUUUCCUGGGGCCACGGGCAUGGCCUCUCGGCUGGUUUGAACACAACUAUAGAAAUGCCUGACGGCCCUCUUAAGAUUCGAUGGGCCAGUCCAUUAAAAGAAGAAAGAAAUGGAUUUUAUAAAAUUGAAAAGCAUUUGGAACCUGGAACAUCUUGUAAUGUAACAUUCAGAGGAAACUAUACAGACCGGGAUGCGCAAUACUCCGCUACUUUAACAACUUAUUAUAAAGACGGUCUUACUCGAUCAAGGCUGCUACAAGGGGAACGGAUUGAAAAUACGGUCGACGUUGAAGCAAUUUACGGUGAAGUCUAUUUUACCGGCAAUUAUAGUUUGGUACCCACCACCACUACAACCACAACGACAACGACGACGACUACUACUACCACGCCGUCACCCGAAACCGCCCCACCAGCUUCAGAAGAGGAAGAUAACGAUAAUAGCAUCGCUAGUGACAUAAGGAAGCCUGAUCAUUCAGGGGAAAUGGAUAGCCACAUGUUAGGUGACAGUAGUGAAAAUAUGGGAAAAGCACCCCCGGCCAAGGAAGACAUCAAAUCCGCUUCUGUGGGCCCGCUGGGCAGCAAACCGAAUGACGCCGACAGAAGUGUAUUUGCAUUGAGCCUACUCGUUAUGACGCCACUAUUCGCGAUGUUGCUUUAAGCGGCCAAGAUUGUAGAAUUCCUGUAAAUAGUCAAGCGGAAAUUUACAUAUUUCGCUUUGUUUCCCGAUUAAGCUUGAUGCUAUUGUUUUUUCAGCGUAACAAAUAUUUUGCGGUAUGAUAUAAUGGAGGUUUCUCGACAUUCCCGUUAUGUGAUUCAUUCCAUGUAAAAUAUGACGCCAAAAUAAAUCACAUAACUGUAAAUAUAAAUUGUAUAUAGUUAUUAAAUAUUAACAACGUCGCCGAGCGACAAUGUAGGAAGAUUGUCAAAAGCAGUGGAAGAAUUGGAGAUACCCAGCAAUGUAGGUAGGAAAAAUAAUGAUACAGUAUAAUUAUUGCUGAUGUUACCAAUGAAAUUUGUAUUCAAGGCAAACACAAUAAAAGCUUACAAAACUAAGUUUGCAAAAAUAUGGGAAAUUAUUAUAAUUAAAUGUACUGGUUGCUUACCAUUUGGCCUGUUAUCAUGUUUGACACAAUGAAAUAAAACUAAAAUGCUUUAAGUUUUAUAUGCCUAAUAUUUCUGGUAAUUAAACCAAAAAUUGUGAUUGAAGUUGUAGUAUCUCGUGUUCAGAACUAUGCCAAUCAUUUAAGUAGAGCCUGUGGGCAAUAGGUCAAAUCUAUGCAAAGAUAAAUAUAAAUCUGUAUUUUUCUAUUUUAGUCGAGUAUUGCAAAUAUUGAAAUUGUAAAUAAUUGCAAUAUUUUUAUAGAUGCACUUAGCAAACUGGCUUAUAAUUACAUGAACGUAGUUACUAAAUUGCAGUUUUAUUUGUAUGUAUUGAUUUAAUUUCAGCCCUAGGGUGUUCUUAUUUUAUUUCGAUAUCACCAUCCAAGUUCGAAUGUAAUGACUGUAUACAGUGUCAAAGAAUCAUAUAUUUUACGGUACCUCGUUGUGUUGUAAGUUCCAUAUUCUUUUAUUGUUUUUUUAGUUAUAUAAGUUAAAAGAGUUUAAAAUCCAGAAUUAAGAGAUAUUACUAUUUUUAAAACUUUUAGUGUUAAAUGAUAUUUAAUUUAUUUGUUUUCACAGUGAUGUAUUACUUAAUAUUUUAGUUUCAUGUAACGCAAGCUACAUCAAUUAUUAACAAAAAAUACCUAUCACCUACUAUUAUAACUUGGACAUAUUGUCAAAGUUUUAACUAUCAAAACUCUAAUUAAAAGAAUAGCAAGAACGAUCCCUCCGGUUACCUAAUAUCGUCCUCUACAAAAUCUUGACUUGAAACUUCAACUCUGUCUUAAUUACUUACAGUUUAAACGCAAUGUUUUGGGUAUGUGUAUAGAAAGUGAAUGAUAUUUUUGUAUGGGUAUAUAAUAUCUAUUGUAAGUUAGCCUUUAAGAUAACUUCUCCUAGGGUCACGUCAUAACUUUCGAAUGUUAAAACUACUAACUAAUCAAGUGUUUCUCAGUAUUUUUGUUAAAGAUUAUUAGUUAAGUCUUUAUCCGUUAGUGUUCUCAACGUAGCGAAACAGUUUUUUCAAUACUUUACGUAGGUAGAUAAAUGUCCCACCUAGUGUACCAUUAUUAUGUAAGAUUUUUAGCAUACCUAUAUGAAUCUCCUACUUGGAGCACUUGAAUGCAACCCUUGCUCCAAUAAUAACGACAAAAAUGCAAGAAAUUGUUGUUAUAAAUUGUAAGAUACCUGUUCCCUUGGAAUGCUUUUGUCGGGGUACCUUUAUCAAUUAUCCAUCAUUGUUAUAAAUAAUGAAUGUUUCCAUGAUUUAAUGUAGUCGGCUACAGAAAAUAUAGAUAGAUGGGUGUUCACAACGGCCUUUGAAUGUUCAACGUCUAAUAUUCCAAAAUUGCUUAUAUUGUUCUUUAGAUAUAUAGAGUUUUUUCUGAUUAGCGUUAUUUGUGUAUGAAUCCGUAUUAGUAGAUGAUCAAUGAGCCUCUUUGACACACCAACACUGUUUUGCAAAGCAUAAUUGUGAUGUUAAUUCCAUGUAAGUUUUAUUUGUUUAAACUUAUUAAAAGUGUAAUUAAUAAAA